GUUCAUAGCGGCUACUGGAAAUCGGAUGAUAUUGAUAGCGUCGAGCAACCUCGGAGUGGCCGCGCUCAAGAGACCUCGGAAGCAUGGUCCGUCAAACAGCGAUAGACAUUCGAAUUUGGCGCGAGGCAAAAAGCUGCGAUACCUCGAGUUCGCCUGGGUAUUCACCGGUCAAAGGAUACGCUGCUUCGCACGGUAACCAUGUCAUCAUCAUUUUCUUCCAUCCCUACCAUUGAUUAUGGUCGACUCAAGAAUCCGACAACGAAAGCCGCAGAACUCAUCAAACUACGUGAUGCCAUCUUCGUUGUUGGCUUUCUCUACCUCGUGGAUUCGGGGCUGGAGCCAUUAAUAAAGAGAACUCAUGACGCGUUGCCAUGGGUAUUUUCAUUACCCGCCGAAGUGAAGGAGAAGUCCAAUAUGCGCAACUCGCCGGCAUUCCUGGGAUACACUCAGCUGGGAUCCGAGACGACAGCAGCGCAGACUGAUCUCAGAGAGCAAUUUGAUUUCGGAACCUCCGUUGAAGCAAAAACGACAGCCGACGAACCGCGGUGGACAGGGUUAGAAGGGCCUAGCCAGUUUCCAGCCAAUCCCGAGGUAAAAGCCUUCGUAACGCGAUAUCUAAUGGCAAUGCAUUCACUCUCUAGAUCUUUCUUGAGGCUGGUGGGAGAAUCGUUAUCACUCCCGCCAACCACGUUUGACGGGUUCCUGGGUGAUAUGGAUAGGCUCAAGUUUGUAAAGUACCCGCCCGCGGCUCCAGGAUUGCAAGGGGUGGGCCCUCAUAAAGAUUCGACGGGGCUCUUUACAUUUCUUUCGCAAGAUAAUGUCGGGGGUCUCGAGGUGCUCAAUAAAGAUGGCGACUGGAUUCCAGUGCCGCCCGUGGAAGGAAGUCUAGUCGUCAACAUUCAACAGGGCUUUGAAGCGAUUACUGGUGGUAUUUGCGGAGCGACAACGCAUCGGGUGAUUGCUCCGACAGACGUGACUCGCUAUAGCAUUCCGUUCUUCCUUGGUGUCCGGUUGGAUCUAACCUUAGAUCAAUUGAAGGAGUCAGCAGCUCAUAUUACUGCGAAGAUUCCUGUGACGGAUGAUCGGAAGAAAAGGGCAGUGGACGUGCCCAGCGAGUUCCUUUCCCCGCAAUAUUCUUGUUUCGGAGAGGCUCAGUUAAGAAACAGGGUGCUUAGCCAUCCAGACGUGGGGAAGAGAUGGUAUCCGGAUCUUUAUGAAAGGUAUUCAAAUGAGGUACUGGGUUGAACAUCGAUGUGUCAAUGGUAUCUUCGCGUCCAGUAUAGGCAUAAUCUUCGGCUUGUGCCGGCUGGCAUCCUAGGGUAAUUGAAAAUUUGCGCCUCUCUGAAGGAUUCUGUAAAUAACAUUGGUAGUACUCUUCAG
Molecule: messenger RNA, 1380 nt
Organism: Mytilinidion resinicola
Lineage: Eukaryota; Fungi; Ascomycota; Dothideomycetes; Mytilinidiales; Mytilinidiaceae
Product: oxidoreductase
Exons: 4
Coding region: 199-1245 (348 amino acids)
Molecular function (GO): dioxygenase activity
Source: RefSeq, a predicted model, not a curated record